Messenger RNA from Condylura cristata (star-nosed mole), 951 nucleotides. Its product is annotated as olfactory receptor 5M11. Gene Ontology annotation, molecular function: G protein-coupled receptor activity; olfactory receptor activity; odorant binding. Gene Ontology annotation, biological process: sensory perception of smell; G protein-coupled receptor signaling pathway. The transcript has a single exon. Gene Ontology annotation, cellular component: membrane. NCBI's taxonomy places the organism in Eukaryota, Metazoa, Chordata, Mammalia, Eulipotyphla, Talpidae. The coding region runs from base 1 to 951 and encodes 316 amino acids. The record is from RefSeq and is a predicted model, not a curated record.
AUGUCCGUCACAAAUGGCAGUCUCAUAACAGAAUUCAUUCUCCUGGGGCUCACCAGUCGCCCCGAGCUCCAGCCGGUCCUCUUUGUGCUGUUUCUGACAGUCUACCUCAUCACCCUCUUAGGCAACCUGGGCAUGAUUCUGUUGAUCAGACUGGACUCUCGUCUUCACACACCUAUGUACUUCUUCCUCACAAACUUGGCCUUUGUAGAUGUGUGCUACACUACCAAUGCAACACCACAGAUGCUGGUUAACUUCUUAUCAGAGAAGAAGAGCAUCACCUUUGUUGGCUGCUUUAUACAGUGUUACAUCUUCAUUGCUCUUCUCCUCACUGAGUUUUACAUGCUGGCAGCAAUGGCCUAUGACCGCUACGUGGCCAUAUGCAACCCUCUGCGCUACAGUGUGAAGAUGUCUAGAACUGUCUGCAUCUGCUUGGCCACAUUUCCCUUUGUCUAUGGCUUCUCAGAUGGGCUGUUCCAGACCAUCCUGACCUUCCGCUUGACCUUCUGCAGGUCCAAUGUCAUCAACCACUUCUACUGUGCUGACCCGCCCCUUAUCAAGCUUUCUUGCUCUGAUACUUAUGUCAAAGAGCAUGCCAUGCUCAUAUCAGCAGGCUUCAACUUGUCCAACUCCCUCACCAUCAUCCUGGUGUCCUAUGCCUUCAUUCUCACUGCCAUCCUCCGCAUCAAGUCCGCAGAGGGAAGGCGCAAGGCUUUCUCCACCUGUGGUUCCCACAUGGUGGCUGUUACCCUCUUUUAUGGGACACUGUUCUGUAUGUAUGUGAGACCACCAACAGAUAAGACUGUGGAAGAAUCCAAAAUAAUAGCUGUGUUCUACACCUUUGUUAGCCCAGUGCUUAAUCCGUUGAUCUACAGUCUGCGGAAUAAGGAUGUAAAGCAGGCAUUGAAGAGUGUUCUCAGGCGAAAACUGGUCACUAAGAUGGCAGUGCCAUAA